This is a messenger RNA of Achroia grisella, 1651 nucleotides long. Its product is annotated as phospholipase A1 VesT1.02-like. The transcript is spliced from 8 exons. The record is from RefSeq and is a predicted model, not a curated record. Lineage: Eukaryota; Metazoa; Arthropoda; Insecta; Lepidoptera; Pyralidae. Bases 160 to 1302 code for a protein of 380 amino acids. Gene Ontology annotation, molecular function: lipase activity.
GUGCAGGCAGUCGCUCUAUCGUCUAAUGUCGAAACAACAUACGUCCACCAACUGUUCCACUAUCGGCUACUCUAUCAACCACACUUAGUGUACAGAACACGUGCACAGCUAUACGUAUUAACUGGAAUAUACACUCAUACGUAAAUAAGAAACCAGUGAAUGUGCGGUAGUGAAAAAAUGUGUCGCUUAGAAAAUUAUUGGUCCAGGAUUUUCAUCUUUACGUUUUUUAUCGUUCAAAUCACACAGUGCGCUAAUUUGCGAUGUUACAAAGGGUCACUGGACAACUAUACAACAACUUCACUGGAAAAUGUCAUGUUCCUCGCAAACUCGUCGUGCAUAGACCCAACUUUACCUACCAUCCUUUACACAUUUGGGUACAGAGGCCGAGUGGCCGGCCCGGCCACCACUGCCAUUUUGAAUGCAUACCUGGCAAAGAAGAAGAGAAACGUAGUACUUCUAGAUUGGGAGGAAGAGGCCAAGAGUGGACUCCUUGGUAUACCUUUGGGGUACGUCCUAAAUGCCGUUCCUAAAGCAAAGAAGAUAGGUGACAAUAUGGGAGAUGCAUUGGUAAAUCUUGCAAACGCUGGUUUCAACAUGACGCAGGUCCAUCUCCUCGGACACUCCCUAGGAGCUCACAUUAUGGGAUUCGCUGGUAAAAGAGCUAGAGAACAAGGUUACGUCGUGUCAAGGAUAACGGGCUUGGAUCCCGCCCGAGCUUUAUUCGAAGGAUCGUUCGCUCGCAGUGGUCUGGACCGCACUUGUGCGAGAUUUGUUGACAUCAUACACAGUGACCCUGGUGGUUAUGGUACCACCAAACCAACGGGAACUGUCGACAUAUGGCCCAAUUAUGUUGGCAGCGGCGGUGCACAACCCGGUUGUGCUUCUGGAGACUUCGAAAUGUUCACUUCAGAGGCUGAUGAAAUCAACGAUGUUAAUAUCAACAAUGGAGUCAAUUACACACAGUACAUCAGAAUUAUCACAAAGAUAUUUCAUAAAAUGAAACCCAAUUUGUGCAAUCAUGACCGUUCAUGGCAAUAUUUCGUGGAAGCCAUAGCCCACCCGACCAUGUUCCCGGCCGCGUUUGCGAAAGACUACGAGAGUUGGCUUCAAAAGAACAAUAAUGAAGAUGUAAUAUAUUUAGGGGACCUAACAAAUACACGAUCUAGAGGCAAUUAUUACCUCAGCACUAACCCGAAAUCUCUCUACGGAAAAGGACCUGCAGGUCUCCAGCCCGACAAUCGAUCAGUGACUAGAAGACACACAACAUCAUCACUCGCCAGAUUUCUCAAAUAUCUUAGAUGAUAGCUAUAUUACCUAAUGUUAUGUAGUCAGUAAGUUUAUUGUUAAAUAGUAGAUAGUUGUAACGAACAAUUGAAUCCAAAGAUUCUAAUAAAAGACCUACACGGGACAGUAAAAUCAGGGACAUGAGACCCAUUUUGAUGGCGAUAAAAUCCUCUCGGCGAGUUCACUAUGUGAACACAACCGCGAACUUUACUAAGAAGCGUUCCCUACCAGUGCUCCGAUAUUGCACCUUAAUAACGUAAGGAUCUCAGGGUUGUAUGUUGUUGUUGGUGUGAGUUAAAGGCUCCCUUAUUAAGAAAGCUUGUUCUUCCGUAAAAUACACAAAACCGUUCGGUCAAUUCAAUUCAAU